Molecule: messenger RNA, 5404 nt
Organism: Cebus imitator (Panamanian white-faced capuchin)
Lineage: Eukaryota; Metazoa; Chordata; Mammalia; Primates; Cebidae
Gene: ARHGAP24
Product: Rho GTPase activating protein 24
Exons: 8
Coding region: 2818-4812 (664 amino acids)
Biological process (GO): negative regulation of Rac protein signal transduction; signal transduction; negative regulation of ruffle assembly
Cellular component (GO): focal adhesion
Molecular function (GO): GTPase activator activity
Source: RefSeq, a predicted model, not a curated record
GAAAUACCUUAGUGGGGCAGUAUAAUAAUUUGAAGAAAGUGCCUUAAACUGUUUACACUUUUAUUAUUUUUCAAUUGAGAUAUCUGAAUGAUUGAAAACUGACUUCAGAUAUAAUUUAAAUAUUUCUCUUACAGCUGGAAAUGACACUUACUUAAAGGGUAGAACAGAGACACACACAUGUAGUCCUGCAGUUCAGAUUCUGCUUCUAGUUUUCUAAUAAAAUUUGUUGAAAGAAACUGCCAAUUUAUUAACAUCUUCAAACCCAGGAGACUGAAAAUUAUGGCUACUGUACUAUAUUCCACACUGCAGUUGAAAAAAAGUCUUCUGCUUCAUCUGAGGUCAAGAGAUUGCUUUGCUUCCUUAAGAGCAUUGUUAAGGGUCUGAUAAUUUAAGAAAUUUAAGAUAAAAUAAUGCAUGUGUGUAUGUUAAAGAAAAAACAGAGUAAUAGUCUACUAUAUAGAAAGACUUCUAAAUUGCUUUUUCAAUUGAAAAACAAGCAGGACUCAAUUUAAAAAAUAAGUAUUGGCACUAAUAAUAAAAAUUGAUUUUUUCUCUCUGCAUCUUGCAAUGAGUUCACUGUUUAAAAAAAUCAAAACUUAUUUUUCUAAAAAUCUGUGGACUCUGUAAAAGUUAACUUGCCUAAUCAAUAUGCUCAAGAAGUUUUCUGAGCAACUUGUAUUUUUGCCUUCCCUAUUCACACUAUAUAAAAACCACACUUUAUUUCCUUUCUUUUUCUGAAAAAGCUUUAAAUUAACUAAUUUACUCAGUCUAUGGAAUUCUAGGCCAUGUAGAUCUUGAUUGUACUUCUAACUUCACCACUCACUCUUUAACAGUGUACAGGCUAAUUAUGCUCAUCUGUAAAAUAAGAAUAACAGAUAUUUCCUAGGAUUAUUAUGAGAGCUAACUGAGAAAAUAUGCCUAAAGUUCCCAGCUCGCAGCCCUGUGGGUCUCAUAAGACAGGUGGCCACACUGUUAGUUCCUUUCCUGUUCUCCACCUGUCUCCCUCUCCUGUUCCCCACCCCUCUCCACAACUUAACCUCUAAAUAAUGCAUAAGUAAUUGUAGGGAAAUUAGCAUGAAUGCCCAAAUGCAUGUGUGACUGAAUUAGCAGUGAACUUGGCAUUCCAUAGCUAACCUUUCCCCUUCAUUAAUCCCCUUCUCCAGCCCCCUCAAACACAGAAGUACAACAGGACACUAGGUGAGCUAUGUAAACAGCCAUGCAAGUAAGCAUUUUCUAUCAGAGUUUCGACUAGUCUUGUUCUGCCUCAAACACUAGACAGGGCUCAUGUUGCUCACAAUUAACUGACUCUGGCCAUGUGGUGGCUGCCCUCAAGGUCUGCCACAAAGAGAACUGCAGUUCAAUAAAAUCUUGAACUGUAUUUAUAGCCCACUUGAAACAAACAGUUUCCUUGAAGCCCAAGAAGCCUUCCUUGAGAAUGCAGCAAGUAAUUUACUAGUCCCAGUACUAACUGGGGAGAUAGAGGGGGGAAAUGCAGCAAGUGCAUUUUUUCAAGUACUGCACAUAUAGAAAGCAUUUUCUCCUACACUCUGUCCCAUUUCACCCUCAUGUCCCCAGCCAAGGAAGAAGACAAAACAGGCACUAGUAACAAAUCCCUGUUUUAUAGAUUACAAAAUUGAUGCCUUGGAGCUCAAAUUGCUAAUGAACAAUGGUGGUUGGAGAAAGAGGUAAAACAAAAUGUCUAAAGAGUCAGAAUAAUUUCUUGCUCAUGCAAUCAAUGUAAAAUUCAGUAAGUCAUUAUUUACCUAUUAAAAAAUGUAUACAAUGAAGAAGAAAUGUUUUGUAAAGCACAUGCAAGAUUAAAAAAUGUUACUUCUCCACUUCUAAGAAGAUCAAAAUAUGAGAAAUAAAAACUUAGAGAGACUCUACAGGGAAAUAUUUAUUAACAUGUUUGUAUCUAUUUAUAAUAUAUAUUCAGAGUGAUUAUAUUUUUUGGCAAGAAAUGUCUUCUUAAAGACCCCCCAAAUUAAAAUGUGCAUAAUUGAGACUAAUUUUGAAAAAUAUGAUAAGAAUUUUUAUGAGAAAUUUUAAUUGACUCUGUCAGUCAGCUCUGAAAUAAAUACAUCUUUACUAUUUUUUUUAAUAUGGGAGUUUGAAUAAUUCCAGUAUGUACGCAAACACAAGACUUUAUUAUAUGAGUUUAUGGGCCAGAAAUCACUUUGCUCUUAGAAUUAAUUUGAUUUUGGCAAAUAUUUUAAUUUUCUACAACCCUUCUUUGAGCCCUGUUACCUGGAAACCUGAAAAUAAUAAACAACUUUUUGGCUUGAGAGGGAUGUCUGGGCAAUUGGAAUAGCUACACUGAAGUCUGUGUGUGUGAGUGUGUGUGUGUGCGUGCGCGCGCAAGUGUGUAUUUAGAGAGAGAGAGGUUAUUGCCUGGGUUGGUUGCUUGGCUUGGUGCCAUUUGGGAUUCUCAGAUUUACUGCGUCUCUGUCCUCUUAUUGUCCCAGCUCUGAUUUAUGGAGUUCAGAAUCUCGAAAGGCAAGGUGUCUGGAGUUUAGGGUCUUUCCAUGACAGUCCCUCCUCUUCCCUGUAUACUCCUUGGGCUUGUGGUCACCUUGUGGUGACCUUGCAGGACUCAGCGUUUUUACCUGAGCUUAGUAGCUGGGGAGCCCACUAGUGCUGGGGAGUGAGCCGUGGUUUCCAUUCCUGGGUGAUGGAGUCAUGGGAGAAACUGCAGUGAGCAAACACAGUAGGACCUGAGUUGGGCUCGAAUGUGCUUUAAGCGGCUCAGGACAGAGCAGCUGCUCUGUCUCCCAGCUUGCAAGUGCAGCCUGCAUUUGUCACUGACCACUGAAGUGUAUGUUUGGGCAAGGAGGUGAUCGAGAUCGGAUGACAGCAAAUCAUGAGAGCUACCUCCUCAUGGCAAGCACCCAGAAUGAUAUGGAAGACUGGGUGAAGUCCAUCCGCCGAGUCAUAUGGGGACCUUUUGGAGGAGGCAUUUUUGGACAGAAACUGGAGGAUACUGUUCGUUAUGAGAAGAGAUAUGGGAACCGUCUGGCUCCAAUGUUGGUGGAGCAAUGCGUGGACUUUAUCAGACAAAGGGGGUUGAAAGAAGAGGGUCUCUUCCGACUGCCAGGCCAGGCUAAUCUUGUUAAGGAGCUCCAAGAUGCCUUUGACUGUGGGGAGAAGCCAUCAUUUGACAGCAACACAGAUGUACACACGGUGGCAUCACUUCUUAAGCUGUAUCUCCGAGAACUUCCAGAACCAGUUAUUCCUUAUGCGAAGUAUGAAGAUUUUUUGUCAUGUGCCAAACUGCUCAGCAAGGAAGAGGAAGCAGGUGUUAAGGAAUUAGCAAAGCAGGUGAAGAGUUUGCCAGUGGUAAAUUACAACCUCCUCAAGUAUAUUUGCAGGUUCUUGGAUGAAGUACAGUCAUAUUCGGGAAUUAACAAAAUGAGUGUGCAGAACUUGGCAACUGUCUUUGGUCCUAAUAUCCUGCGUCCCAAAGUGGAAGAUCCUUUGACUAUCAUGGAGGGCACUGUGGUGGUCCAGCAGUUGAUGUCAGUGAUGAUUAGCAAACAUGACUGCCUCUUUCCCAAAGACACAGAACUACAGAGCAAGCCCCAAGAUGGAGUGAGCAACAACAACAAUGAAAUUCAGAAGAAAGCCACCAUGAGGCAGUUACAGAACAAGGAGAACAAUAACACCAAGGACAGCCCUGGUAGGCGGUGCUCCUGGGACAAGUCAGAGUCACCCCAGAGAAGCAGCAUGGACAAUGGAUCCCCCACCGCUCUAUCAGGCAGCAAAACCAACAGCCCAAGGAACAGUGUUCACAAGCUAGAUGUGUCCAGAAGCCCCCCUCUCAUGGUCAAAAAGAACCCAGCUUUUAAUAAGGGUAGUGGGAUAGUUACCAAUGGGUCCUUCAGCAGCAGCAAUGCAGAAGGUCUUGAGAAAACCCAAAUCACCCCCAAUGGGAGCCUACAAGCCAGAAGGAACUCUUCACUGAAGGGAUCUGGUACCAAAAUGGGCACACACAGUGUACAGAAUGGAACAGCGCGCAUGGGCAUUUUGACCAGCGACACACUCGGGAAUCCCGCAAAUGGUCGAAACAUGAGCUGGCUGCCAAAUGGCUAUGUGACCCUGAGGGAUAAUAAGCAGAAAGAACAAGCUGGAGAGUCAGGCCAGCACAACAGACUGUCCACCUAUGAUAACGUCCAUCAACAGUUCUCCAUGAUGAACCUUGAUGACAAGCAGAGCAUCGACAGCGCCACCUGGUCCACUUCCUCCUGUGAAAUCUCCCUCCCCGAGAACUCCAACUCUUGUCGCUCUUCCACCACCACCUGCCCAGAGCAAGACUUUUAUGGAGGGAACUUUGAGGACCCUGUUUUGGAUGGGCCUCCACAGGAUGACCUCUCCCACCCCAGGGACUAUGAAAGCAAAAGUGACCAUAGGAGUGUAGGAGGUCGAAGUAGUCGUGCCACCAGCAGCAGUGACAACAGUGAGACAUUUGUUGGUAACAGCAGCAGCAACCACAGUGCACUGCACAGUUUAGUUUCCAGCCUGAAACAGGAAAUGACCAAACAGAAGAUAGAGUAUGAGUCCAGGAUAAAGAGCUUAGAACAGCGAAACUUGACUUUGGAAACAGAAAUGAUGAGCCUCCAUGAUGAACUGGAUCAGGAGCGGAAAAAGUUCACAAUGAUAGAAAUAAAAAUGCGAAAUGCCGAGCGAGCAAAAGAAGAUGCCGAGAAAAGAAAUGACAUGCUACAGAAAGAAAUGGAGCAGUUUUUCUCCACGUUUGGAGAGCUGACCGUGGAACCCAGGAGAACCGAGAGAGGAAACACAAUAUGGAUCCAGUGAACCUGCUUCCUCCUGCUGUCUCUGAUGGCUCUGGGAAGGACUCCGGGGAUUCUGGGGGGAGAUGAAUUAGAACCAGGUGGCUGGUCACCUGGAUGUACAGAGGUCUAACUGGUGAAGGAAUAUCAUUUACAGACAUUAGCCAUCCAUAUCUGCAAUGUGUACCAAAGUUAUAUCAUGCCCCAUAAUGCUACUGUCAAGUGUUACAACUGGAUAUGUGUAUAUAGAGUAGUUUUUCGAAAGUAAACUAAAAAUGAGAAGCAUAUUUCAAGAAUUAUUUUAUUGCAAGUCUUGUAUUUAAAAUGUUAAAUCAAUAUGUUGUUGCAAUUUAGCUUGCUGUCAAGCUUCACCCCUUGCACUUAACAUAAGCUAUUUUUGGCAUUGUGUUAUCAUCGGCUUAUUUUAUAGAUCAAUAUUUUUAUUUCCCUUUUUGCUGAGGAAAUGAAAAUAAGCAAAAAAAAAAUAUAUAUAUAUAUAUAAAUAUAUGCUAUUAAAAAGAAUACUUUGUGGCUGUGCUGUUUGUGCCAAUAGACUUUGUCAUGACCAAAAAGAGAUAUGUAAAGAGUUUUAUAAAAUACAGUCGAAUCACCAGGAA